This is a messenger RNA of Anisakis simplex (herring worm), 879 nucleotides long. The record is from the annotation of a GenBank genome assembly. Lineage: Eukaryota; Metazoa; Nematoda; Chromadorea; Rhabditida; Anisakidae.
AUGUAUCAGCAAAAAGGUGAGAAAUGGGUAUGCGUGAAGCGGCGGCAGGGUUGUAGGGGUGCGGCUGUGGUUCAGGAAACAGUGAGGGAAGUCAACCAACACAAUCAUCCUCCAGUACCGUGCGAUAUUGAGGUGUUGAGAUGUCGAAAUGAAUUGAAACGGAGAGCAUUGACAUCGAAUGAUCCACCUGCACGCAUUUUGGCUGAUGUGUUGAAUCAUAUCAGUCAUGAGGCGAAAGUAAAAAUGGGCAAUCUUUCAAAUUUGAAACGUUUUAUUCAAAGAAGUCGUAUGGAGUUCAUAGAUGGGAAAAUGAUAUACAAUGGAUAUAUUUACAAUCGUCAGGGGAAAAUGUGUGAGCGUAAUAGAUGGAUAUGCGUGAAGCGGUGGCAGGGAUGUAGGGGUACAGCUAUGGUUUAUGAAACAGCGAGGGAAAUCAUCCAACACAAUCAUCCUCCAGAAGCGUGCGAUAUUGAGGUGUUGAGAUGUCGAAGUGAAUUGAAACGGAGAGCAUCGACAUCGAGUGAACCACCUGCACCCAUUUUGGCUGAUGUGUUGAAUCAUAUCAGCGAUGAAGCGAAAGUAAAAAUGGGCAAUGAAUCAAGUUUGAAACGCUUUAUUCAAAGGAGUCGUAGGCCCUACCUGCUAGCACCAGUCAAAAGAACUAUUGUAAAUAAAGAAAGGCGAAUCGGUGCUAAUUAUAUAAGGCGGAGUAUCGCCGUUCAAGUGGAUUUGACUGAAGAAGUGGGAAAAGUCGAUCAGAUGACGCAAACGCGACCACGUUAUGAUCCUGUGGCCACUAAAGUUGUAUACAAAUUCGUUACGGAUGAAGAAGCCGAAAUGGAUGAAAUCGAUGAAUGCUUUCCCUUAUUAAAACAGUGA